This is a messenger RNA of Beauveria bassiana ARSEF 2860, 774 nucleotides long. RefSeq names its product DJ-1/PfpI family protein. NCBI's taxonomy places the organism in Eukaryota, Fungi, Ascomycota, Sordariomycetes, Hypocreales, Cordycipitaceae. The transcript has 2 exons. Bases 1 to 774 code for a protein of 257 amino acids. The record is from RefSeq and is a predicted model, not a curated record.
AUGCGUUUCGCACUGUUGUCACUCUUUGCCGCGGCUGUUACAGCAGCCUCGUGCGCUCCAGGUACAAACACUACCAAAGCAGCACCGCCUCGCCACUAUGGCUUCGUCCUCUACAACUCCUACGACCUGAUGGACGUUGCCGGCUCCAUAGAGCCCCUCUAUCUCCUCUCCUCCGUCUACGAGCUCAACCUCAGCAUCAUCGCCGAGACCAUGGACCCCGUCUGGAUGCGGCCCGCCCCCGGCGAAGUCUUUCCCAAAAACUCGCGCUUUGAGCUGUCCAUCAACCCCACGCACACCUUUGCCAACGCGCCCUCGGACAUUGACGUGCUCUUCGUGCCCGGCGGCGGCGGCGAGCGCCUCGGCAACAUCACGGCGGCCAUCAACUUUAUCCGCGCCACGUACCCCAAGGUCAGGUACCUCAUCACCGUGUGCACCGGCGCCGGCGUGGCGGCCCAGGCCGGCGUCCUGGACGGCAAGCGCGCAACGACCAACAAGUGGGCGUGGGGGUCGGUCGCCGACGAGUUUCCAAAGGUAAAGUGGACGUCGCCCGCGCGCUGGGUGGUGGAUGGCAACGUCUGGACGGCGUCGGGCGUGCUCUCUGGUGUGGACUUGAUUUUUGAAUUCAUCGAUACGUUUUACGAAAAGGAGGUGGCCGACAUGAUUCAGGGCGCGAUUGAGCAUAAGCGCACCUUUGAUCCGUGUGAUGAUCCUUUUGCGGCGCAGUACAAUGUCACACCAGUCGGGGACUGCAGGUUAACACGCUACUCAAAGUAA